GUUUGCAACAGUUUUAGCCAAUGAUGUUUUGGCAACUCCUGUUUACAACUGUUGCAACGGGGAGAUGAGCUACGAAAGUUUCUUUCAUGCAUACACAACAUGUUAAAAAGGUGUGGCUUUUUGUUUGCAAGUACCUUGUUACCUCAGUCUCCUCCCCCUUUAGUUAUUAGCAGAACCUCAAGUUCAAUUUGGUAGCUUCAAGAACAGCAGAAAGACAGAAGGAACAAAAACCUUGUUCAUACUGCGACACUGAUGAUUUGAUAGCUGAACAGCAGGAUUCUAUGCAGUAACAUCACUUGGAAGACAAAUUUAAUCUCGACCUCUAAAGGGAGUGCUGCAGGAGAGAUCAUAUCGAAGGAAGAACUUCAACUGCUUUAAAAAUACAGAUAAAUCUUAUGACCCGGAAAUGAGGCCAAUAGUUUCAAAAUAACAAAAAAGGAAAAGGGCCCAAAGCAAAACUUCAGGCACCCUGCAUGGCAGUACUUAGUAACACCCGUUUUGUUUUACUACGUGGUGUAGUGGUGCUGCUCGUGAGCUUCGUAGCAUUUUACAUUGCGUCUAAACUCAUGACCCGUGAAGUGGAAGUCAAUCAUAAGAAAUAUAUCCAAGAGUCAAAAGCUAAAAAGAUUAGCUGCGAUAUGGAAACAAGUUGUCCUGAAGGCCAUUUUCCAUUUAAGAUCACAAGUGGAGCAGCAAAUGUCGUUGGACCCAGUAUUUGUUUCAAUGGUAAAAUACUCAUGAGCACUAUACAAAAUAAUGUUGGAAAAGGGAUAAACAUUGCUUUAGUAAAUGCUACAACUGGUGAACUAUUAAAGACUGACUAUUUUGAUAUGUGGUCUGGAAAAGUUGAGCUGCUUGUGAAUUUUUUAAAAACGAUAAAGCCUGGCUCUAUUCUGCUACUUGCCUCUUUUGAUGACCCAGCAACAAAGAUGAAUGAUGAAGCAAGAGGAUUAUUUUCUCAGCUGGGAAGUUCUUUAAUAUUUAAUCUGCAUUUUCGAGACAACUGGGUUUUUCUUGGAGCAAAACCGAUUAAGGAAAAUAGUCCAUUUGAACAGGGCUCAUCUUUGUUACAGAUCCUUAAGAAUGACAAGAAAAAGAACAAAUAUGACGGCUGGCCUGAAGCAUUGGAAAUUGGUGGUUGUGUACCAAAGAAGAAAGAUUAGUUAUUUUCCGAUGGCUUUCUCCAUUCUUUAUCUGUUUCGGGGUCCCAGUAUUGGUACACCAUUCCCAGAAACUCUCUUGACAAGUUUUUACCAUCUUUUAUAAACAUUAGUCUUAACACAAAAAAUAUUAUUGUCUUCUUCACUUGUUGGAUCUCAAUUAAAUAAUAUUUAAUUUAGAGAAAUAACUUUUAUAGGCUGGAUAUCAGUGUUCAAAACUGAUGUAAGAACUUAGAAAUAUAACUACUGGAUUACAGUCAGAAAAACAAGUUAUUCUUAUUUUUCUUAACUGAAGGGCUUUGCCAGAUCUUUUGAGUAGGCCUGGGUUGAUCAAAAUUAUAUUUAAAUGUGUAUUAUGUAUAAUAGAAAUUCAAUUUACGAUUGGUGGCACCUAUAUUUCCCUAGACCUUUAUGCUGGACUGGCCAAUUGUACGGAUAAAACUGUUACCUUUUGUAACUCCAGAAACUAAUCAAAAGAAAAAGAAAAACAUGGGAGCCCAGAAUAGUUAUGUACUUAUUUUUUCUUUUGUGAGGUGCUGACAUAUGAUGUGGUGCCGUAAUAACGCAUGCUAUUUACUUACAUAUAAUCCAUAAUGAAUUAAGUGAACAAAGAAUGCUUAAUCAAACAAUAUAUUUCCAAUAUUACUCAAAUAUUACAGAAGUAUUAAAUACACUGGGCCGGCUGGUGGCACGGUGGCAUCAGCGCCGGACUUCGGAGUGAAGGCUCCCAAGUUUGAACCCAGCCAGCUCCCUUGCACGCUUUCCAUCCAUACUGGGUUGAACGGCGAGCUAGCAACUCGGCCUUAUAAAAAUAAGAAGGCCUACUAAAAAAACACCAUCAUGAUGGCGUCCUGAUGACUCCACUCGGAGUUAAGGGCUAAUAAUAAAAAAUAAAUAUACUACACUCCUCCCUGCUUUGCUACUGUAAAAACUCAAACUCAAUAUGGAAUACAUCUCAACUGAAAUAUGUAACAUAGUUCUGUCUAGUCAUCUUAUAUAAAUACUAUAUAAUUCAACUAUAGCAUAGUAAAUUUUAUAUUGUCCCAUUCAGGCCUAAAAGUUUAAUUGCUGUGGAGAGUUUUCUUUCCUGACAGCGCACGGGGGAGAGGGAAUGGUGGGAGAUGGGGGUGCAGUCACUCUGCUCAGCAAGUGAGACUUCUAGCUGUGAAACAAUCUGCAGCCUAAUGCGUGGUGGCUGCAGGAGUUCACUCUGAGACUGUAGGAAAAGGUUCUGACAGCUCCGGACUCCUUUCUUCUCCAACAAUUCACUCUGCUCUCCUCAAAUGGUCGCUGUGUCAUCUCCAGAUGACAUCAGACGCAAUCCCUUCUAGGUAGCAGAGUGAUCCAGUUCUGUUCUUAAUCUUUCCAAGUACACACUUCUGAUCACCUCUGUAGUCCCUCACCAGGACUGCCCAUCCAGGAGAGAUUCAUCAAAUCUCCUUGUGUGAGGAGGCCUCGAAUUGCCUCAGCUAUUUGUCCUGCAUACUCUUUCUGAUUUUGGGUUUGAGGAGAUCCAAAUGUCAGUGCAAAGGACAACCCAGGAACAGCAUAGCUGGUGAGUUAUCAGAUGUGGAGUGUGUUGGAUUGCGAUAUGCAAGAGAAAAUGGGCGAGCUCCUGAUUCAGUGUUAGUGUGGUGUGUUCAACUGACAUUCCUCGCAGUGCAUUCCUCGGACUCUUGUCAAACCUUUCCAUCAAGCCACUUGUAGCUGGGUGAUACAGUGCAGUGACCUGGAUUCAAUUCCCACCACUGCCUAUUAGGAGGUUGUAUGUUCUCCCUGUGCCCAUGUGGGUUUCCUCUGGGUGCUCCAGUUUCCUCCCACUCUCCAAUAUAUAAGAUAUAGGAGCAGAAUUAGGCCAUUUGGCCCAUUGAAUCUGCUCUGUUAUUUCCUUAUUGCUGAGCCAUAUUUCCUCUUAGCCCCAAUCUCCUGCCUUGCCCCGUAUCCCUUCAUGCUCUGACCAAUCAAGAAUCUAUCAUCUCUGCCUUAAAUAUACAUAAAGACUUGGCCUCUACAACUGCCUGUGGCAACAAAUUCCACAGAUUCACUACUCUCUGGCUAAAGAAAUUCCUCCUCAUCUACGAUCUAAAAGGACGCCCUUCUAUUUUGAGGCUGUGUCCUCUGGUCUUAGACUCUCUCACCUUAGGAAACAUCCUCUCCAUAUCCACUCUAUCGAGGCCUUUCACCAUUUGUUAGCUUUCAAUUAGGUCACCUGAUGCAAAAUACUUAUUCAGUUCAUUCUCCAUUUCCUUGUUCACCAUUGCUACCUUUCCAACACCUUUUUACAGCAGUAUGAUAUCCACUCCUACCUCUCUUCUACACUUUAUGUAUCUGAAGAAAUACUUGGUAUCCUCUUUAAUAUUAUUAGCCAACUUACUGUCAUAUUCCAUCUUUACCUCCUUAAUGACUUUUUAGUUGCCUUCUGUUGGUUUUUAAAAGCUUCUUAAUCCUCUAACUCUCCACUAACUUUUGCUCUAUUUUUGGCUUUUAUGUUGGCUUUGACUUCCUUUGUUAGCCAUGGUUGUGUCAUCCUACCUUUAGAAUACCUCUUCCUCUUUGGGAUGUAUAUAUCCUUUGCCUUCCGAAUUGCUUCCAAAAAUUCCGACCAUUGCUGCUCUGCCGUCAUCCCUGCCAGUGUUCUUUUCCAAUUAAUUCUGGCCAACUCCUCUCUCAUGCCUCUGUAAUUCCCUUUACUCCACUGUAAUACUGAUACAUCUGACUUUAGCUCCUCCUUCUGAAAUUUCACAGUAAAUUUGAUCAUAUUAAAAUCACUUGUUCCUAUGUCCCUUUUACCUUAAGCUCUCUAAUCAAUUCUGUUUCAUUUCCCAUUACCCAAUCCAGAAUAGCUGAUCAUCUAGUGGGCUCAACCAUGUGAUGCUCUAACAAGCCAUCUCAUAGGCACUAUAGAAAUCUCCUUUUUUGGAAUCCCACACCAACCUGAAUCUUCCAAUCUACCUGCACAUUGAAGUCCCCCAUGAAUAUUAUGACAUUGCCCUUUCCCCAUGCAUUUUCUAUCUCCUAUUGUAAUUUGCAGGCAACAUCCUUACUAUUGUCUGGGGGUCUGUAAACAACUUCCAUCAGGGUCUUUUUACCCUUGCAGUUCUUUAGUUCUAUCCACAACAAUUCAGCACCUUCCAACCCUAUGUCACCUCUUUCUAAUGAUUUGAUUGCAUUUUUCACCCACAGAGCCACACCACCCUCUCUGCCUUCCUACCUAUCCUUUCAAUACAUUGUGUAUCCUUGAACAUUUAGGUCCGGCUAUAAUCUUCUUUCAGCCAUGAUUCAGUGAUAUCUACAGCAUCAUACUUACUGUAACUGUGCUUCAAGCUCAUCGACCUUAUUCUGCAUACUGUGUGCAUUCAAAUAUAACACUUUUAGUCUUGUAUUCACCCUUCUCAAUUCUGUCCACCUUUUACAUUGCAACUUAUCCUGUUGACUAUCAUUUUGCCCUAACAUCAGUCUCGCCUUGCUAGGAGUCUCACUACACUUCUGUUUGUAACCCAACUACCUCAUCCUCAGCACGACAACUUCAGAUCCCAUCCCUCCGCCAAACUAGUUUAAACCUACAUAAACAACUCUAGUCAACCUGCCUGCAAGGAUAUUGGACCCUCUCGUAUUCGGGUGUAACCCGCCCCUUUUGUACAAGUCAUACGUUCGCUGGAAGAGAUUCCAAUAAUCCAUAAAUCUGAAACCCUGCCCCUUGCACCAAUUUCUCUGCCACACAUUCCACCUGCCAAAUCAUCAUAUUCUUACCCUCACUGGCAGGUGGCACAGGCAACAUUCCAGAGAUUACUACCUUGGAGGUUUUGUUUCUCAGCUUUCUAUCAAGCUCCCUAAAAUCUCUCCUCAAGACCUCCUCAUAUUGUCUCCCUAUGACAUUGGUGCCAAUAUGUCCCAAGACUUCUGGCUGCUCACCCUCCCCCAUGAGGAUGCCAUGGACAUGAUCCAAGGCAUCCCUGAUUCUGGCACCAGGGAGGCAACAUACCAUCCAGGUGUCUCUUUCGUGUCCACAGAAACCCAUCUUUCUUUGCUCCUAUCUCCUAUCAACACUGCAGUAUUCUGCAUCUCUCAGCUCUUCUGAGCCACAACACUAGAAUCAGUGCCAGAGACCCCAUCACUGUGGCUCUCCCGUGAUAGGUCAUCCCCCCCUUAAUAGUAUCUAAAGUUAUUAUUAAGGGGAAUGGGUAUAGGUGUAUUCUGCACUGGCCGUACAUGGCCCCUCUUUCUCCUGACAGUCACCCAGUUACCUGUCUCCUGCAACCUCCAUGUAGCUCCUGUCUAUCACCUCCUCAUCAUUCUGUAUGAGUCAAAGGUCAUCAAGCUGCUUCUCCAGUUCCUUAAUACGUUCUCUCUGGACCUGUAGCUCAGUACACCUGGUCCAGAUGUGUUUAUCUGGGAGACUGGAGAUCUAGACUUCCCACAUGCAGUACAAAAUACUGUCCCUACUGCCAUUCACUAUACUAUGCAUAGCAGAUGAGGAAUGAACAAAUAAGAACACAGAGAGAGUAACUUACAGAAUCAGAAUCAGGUUUAUUAUCACCGCCAUGUGUCAUGAAAUUUGGUAUCUUAGCGAUAUACAUAUAAUAGAUUAAAAUAAUGCAUAAACACAAAUAAUAUAUAUUUUUAAAAAGUGAGGUAGUGAUCAUUGGUCCAAUGUCCAUUUAGGGAUUGUAUGGUAGAGGGGAAGAAGCUGUUCUUGAAUCACUGAGUGUGUGCCUUCAAGCUUCUGUAUCUCCUUCCUGACGGUAACAAUGGGAAGAGGCACAAGACAAUGUAACUCACUGAAACCUCAUCUUGUCUAAGCCUGAUGAGCCAAAGCCACUCUAAAGAUUGGUAUACUCCAAAUGAAUGGCCACUCAAAGAAUGGCCGCUCCACUUGAAUUUGAAUUAUUCUUAUUGGUCCUUUCUAAUGAAUCCCUCUUGCUGAUUGGCUGCCCCUCAAUCAGAAAAACUGUCACGAAACUUUGCUUUUGAAAUCUCAAUCGCUGCCCUGAUUAAAAUAAUGUUUUUCAUGCACCCUUGGUGUGGCUUUUCCAACUUGUUGACUGACAAAGCCCAGACAAUUUCUUCAAUUCAGCCAGGUAUGCUAUUAUGGACUCCUCUUCAUUUUGAUUCAGCUUAUGAAAGCUAAAGUCUUCUACAAUGAACAAUGGUUUCAGUUCUAAAUAUUCCUGCAUUAUGUUCAUGAUAUCAGCAAAGCUCAUUUCUGCUGGUUUAGUUGGAGUAGAUUAAACUUCUAAGCAAACUGUAUGCUUUUCCACCUAUUGCACUCAGUAACACAGUCACUCACUUUUCAUUGCCUAUUUCAUUUGCUUCAAAAUACUACUCAAUUUGCUUGGUGUACAUCAGCCCAGUUAUCUGUUGUGCAAUUGAAUGCAUCUAUAUUUCCGACGAAGCCUGCCAUUUCUGCUUUUUAAAAUUUAUUGUUAUUAUCACUUGGUACUCACUGUUUAUGAAUCCGUAAAUUUCAUCUGUUUUCUGACUUUUUAUUUAACUCAUGCAUUUCUCUCCCCUCCACUUUUGAUGGAAAAACCCGCUGCACUUCAACAGGUAGGUAGUUGUCUCGAGUUAAGUUUAAAACUUCCUCGUCACCACUGUUAUGUUUAGUAACUCCAUAACCUAAGCAAAAGUAAAGUGCGGGAGCCCAAAAUACUUGUGUACUUGGUUUUUCUUUAGUGAGAUGCUCCCAUAUGACAUGGUGGUAUAAUAACGUAUGCUAUUUACGUACUUCUUGCAUAUAAUCCAUAAUGAAUUAUAUAAACGAACAAAGAAUGCUUAAUCAAACAAUAACUACAAUAUUACUCAAAUAUUACUGAAAUAUUAAAUACACUACAAAUGCCACUGGAUACUUCAAACCCAAAUGAUAUUAUUUAGUAAUUCUAUUUUACUGUAUGGAUUUCACAGAAUUAAUGCAGAAAUGGAGGCAUCAAAGUUACUUGCAAAAAGAACUUGUCAUUUGGAGAAUAAAUAACAAGCAUGUUUGAGUUUUUGGUCUGCAGCUUUCAUAAUUCUGCACCUGUUAGCUGUCAUUAACUUGUUCGCCUAUUAGUCCAGAAUGAUGGAAGCAAAGUCCUGUCCCUGUGGUUGUUAGGUAACAUACUGUAUGUGUAAAGAGUUGGAGCAAUUUGUUUCUAAUUCUCAGUGGGGACAGACCAGCUGCAAUAACCUGUCCAAAGAUUGAUUUUAAUUGUCAUUCUCAUUGAAAGAGGGGACAAGAACAGCUGCUUCUGGGAGAUAAAAGGACUGUGAAGGCUGCUAUUCUGCAUUCAGUGCUGAGUCAAAUUGCUGAUACCGACUGGAACCAACCUAACUUGGCAGAUUCCCAUACAGCUGGGAAUGUUGGAUAUUGAUAACAGAUGUUUUUAAAAGAAUAUAUUCAACUUACCCAGCACCAACAUCCUGCAUUUAAACACCUUAAAAGGCUUUCUGAAAAGUUUAAACAAUCAAUAUGAGAAUGUGUAUUUUUCUAAUAAUGUAAUAUAUUGUAUAAUCAUUCAUAUUUUCAAAGCACAAAAUUUUGAUUUUCUCAAUUGUUAAUUGUACUGGAUAGACGGGCAUGUAUUUUUAAUGUGAAGAUAUUAUGUUUGUCCCUUUGUGAACAUUAAGAUUGGGAGACUAUUUAAAAAUAUUUUGCAACAUUUUACUCAAGGUGUUUACCAUUUUAACUUCUGCAAAGGUAUUUUAGCACACACUUUUACUUCCAUCUUUCUGUUAGUAUCAUGGGACCUCAGACUCACGGCGCCAUUGCAGGAACAGAUCAUGUCUAGAACAAGAGGUCAUAGGUUAAGAAUGAAAGAUGAAAUAUUGAAGCGGAAUCUGAGGAGGAGGGCUCUUCUUCCCUCAGAGGGUGGUCUGAGUGUGGAACAAGCUUCUAGCCGGUGAUGGAUGGGAUUCGAUUGCAACACUUAGGAGAAGGUGGAUAUGUAUAUGGAGGGUUCUAGUCCAGGAGUGGGUCAAUGAUACUAGGCAGAAUAACGGUUCAGCAGGAUUUGAUGGGCCGAAAAGCCUGUUUCAGUGCUGUAUUGCUCAAUAACUCUCUGAUUAGUUGGGUUCACACACCAGCUGAUGCUGUCAGGCAUAAGGGUGGGCAUCAGGACGUGGGCAACAGUGGGCACACUUCACCCCGCCUCGCAUCGUGAGCAAUCGGACUUGCUCCAUCUUUGUUCCCCCCCCCACCACCACCACCAACCCGGUAAACUGGAAAAUGUCCCAGGUGACUACCUAGGCAGAGGAGUGAGGAGCAGGUCACGCUUGUGCUGAGUGUAGCAGCCACAGUUGCACUUGGAACCUGAUGACCAAAUUCUUUGACCUUCACGAUUCACUCCAGCCAGUUCUUGUCACACAGCUGAACCCUUCCAUCAGAGGAUGGAGCAUGCUUGAUCUUUAACACUUGGCAGUACUGGAAUGAAACCAGCACUGUUAUGACCAGCUGCCCACUCUAAGAUUUGUGGUGUGUGCUCUUUGCCACCACUUCGCUCUCCAAUUUUCCAAGCAGUCCAAGGUGCACUAAAAAAGUGCAUCUCAAACUUCUUGAAGACUGGAAGUAAAUCUGUAAAUGUGGCAAUGA
This is a messenger RNA of Mobula hypostoma (lesser devil ray), 8724 nucleotides long. Its product is annotated as protein FAM3C-like. Lineage: Eukaryota; Metazoa; Chordata; Chondrichthyes; Myliobatiformes; Myliobatidae. The transcript has 11 exons. Bases 474 to 1163 code for a protein of 229 amino acids. The record is from RefSeq and is a predicted model, not a curated record.